AUGGACAGAGGGAGUGUAUUGAGAGAAAUACCUGGGAGAUGGCUAUCUGGUCGUGACGGUGGCGCUGUGUUGGUGACGGUGGCCUCUGAUAAAAUUCGGGUGCUAAAAUUGGAUCCAGCCUCUCAAUGCUACUUCCCUCAACAUCCAUAUAACACACCCUUCAUUCCUCCCAUACAUGCCUUCUAUAAGCAGCCUUGGGCCUGUCCAAGGUGGUUUGGCAUGGCAAACCCUCAAAAUAUGAAGGCCUUAGGCUGCUUUUUCCUCCUCCCUUUCCUGUUGUUCUCUUCCUUUUCAUCUUCUUCCUUGGCUUUAACUGAUGCCGAGGCGUCUUAUAUUGCUCGUCGCCAGCUCCUAACCCUUCCGGAGAACGGUGAUCUUCCUGAUGAUUUUGAAUAUGAGGUCAAUGUUGUUGUCACUUUUGCAAAUCCAAGGCUGAAGAGAGCUUACAUUGCUCUCCAGGCAUGGAAAAAAGCAAUCUACUCUGACCCUCUUGAUAUGACUAGCAAUUGGGUUGGUGCCAAUGUUUGUGCUUACACUGGUGUUUUCUGUGCUCCGGCACUUGAUGACCCUGGAUUGAGCGUUGUUGCUGGUAUUGAUCUUAACCAUGGUGAUAUUGCUGGCUACCUUCCUGUUGAGCUAGGACUCUUGACGGAUAUAAGUCUUUUCCACAUCAACUCUAAUCGGUUUUGUGGGAUUAUCCCAAAGAGUAUGUCGAAGUUACAACUUUUGCACGAGUUUGAUGUUAGCAACAAUCGCUUUGUUGGUUCAUUCCCAGAGGUUGUUCUAGGAUUACCAGCCCUCAAGUACCUUGAUUUGAGGUUUAAUGACUUUGAAGGGCCAUUGCCUCCAGAAUUAUUCAAUAAGGAGCUUGAUGCCUUGUUCUUGAAUGAUAACCGAUUCCAUUCCCACAUCCCAGAAAAUCUAGGCAAUUCGCCAGUUUCAGUCGUGGUGGUGGCCAAUAACAAAUUGAGUGGUUGCAUUCCAAAGAGCAUUGGUAAUAUGGCAAACACGUUGGAGGAGAUCAUUCUCGCAAACAAUGAAUUCUCCGGUUGCUUGCCAGAAGAGAUUGGGUUGCUAUCAAAGGUGGCAGUCUUUGACGUCAGUGGGAACAAGUUCAUUGGGACUUUGCCAAUUGGCUUAGGCCGAAUGGAGAAGGUUGAGCGGUUUGACAUUGCACACAACGCAUUGAGAGGACAAGUUCCUGCUAGCAUUUGCAGCUUGCCAAACUUGAUGAAUUUCACAUUCUCUUACAACUAUUUUAAGAGCGUGGAUUCUAUGUGCGUACCUAUGGAGAGCCGAGCAAUGGAUGACGCAAACAAUUGUUUGGCAGAUAGGCCUAACCAAAAAUCUCAGGAGAUUUGUCGAUCUGAGUUGAGCCGACCAGUUAAUUGCAGUUCAGUAGGAUGCAGACCAUCAAAACCGGGCCAAGGCGGCCCCUAUCGGGAUCCAGUUGCUGAAACUCCCACACCACAACCCAAGCCUAAUCUACCAAAACCAAAACACCAAGUUCCACCAAGUCCUAAAGAAACCCCAUCUAAUCCACAACAUAAGCCUAAACCUGAGCCGGUUUCCCCUCCUCCUACACACAAACCAACACCAAAACCAUCUCCAUUGCCACCAGUGAAUCCUUCUUCCCCUCCAGCACCAACAAAACCACAGCCUAAACCUUCACCAACGCCUAAAUCGACUCGAUCAUCACCAGUUUCCCAUCCUACCGCAUCACCAAAACCAUCUCCAUUGUCACCGGUGAAUCCUUCCUCCCCUCCAUCACCAACAAAACCACAACCUAAACCUUCACCAACGCCUAAAUCAACUCCAGUGUCACCGGUUUCCCAUCCUACCGCAUCACCAAAACCAGCACCAAUCCCAAAACCCACCCCAAAAUCAGUUCCAUCAACACCAAUGUCCCAUCCCACUCCAUUGCCAAAACCAGCACCAACCCCAAAAUCAAUUGCCCCUAAGAUUUCUCAUCCAGCCCCAUCUGCAACAAGUCCCAAACCAAAGUCACCUCUGUCACCAAUUGCCACCCCGUCAAGUCCUCCACACCCACCAAAGGAUUUUGUUUCACAUUCUACUCCAAAGCCACCAACCACAAUUCCAUCAAGCUCCCCAUCAAAAUCUUCACCUCGUUUGCCGCCACCAAAGAGCUCUAUCCCAGUUCCCGUUUCAGAGACACCAAGACCUGCCCCAAAGUUGUCUUUUGUUCCAGCUCCAACACCAAUUUCAACACCUGCACCAGUGAAACAAACUCCACCACCUACAAAGGCCACCCCGUCACCCACACCACCGGUUCAAUCCCCACCACCUCCAAAGGAAUCUAAGCCAUCUUCAGUGCCCUCACCAAAACCAUCUAAACCAACUCCAGCUCCAGUUUCAGCACCUGCACCAAAUCCAAUUCAUAAGCCCGUGAAACCAACUCCGCCACCUAUCAAGACCACCCCACCCUUACCACCGGUUCAAUCCCCACCACCUCCAAAGCAUUCCCACCCAUCUCCAGUGCCCUCACCAAAACCUGUUAAGCCAACUCCAGCUCCAAUUUCAACACCUGCACCAGCGUCCACGCCAGUGAAACCAACUCCAUCACCUACCAAGUUUAUCCCAUCGCAUCCAUCUCUGGUUCCAUCCCCACCAUCUCCACCACCACAAGUUCAUUCCCUUCCACCACCUAUUAGCUCACCUCCACCACCAGUUUCCUCCCCACCACCUCCAGUUCAUUCCCCACCACCACCACCAGUUCAUUCCCCUCCACCACCGGUUCAUUCCCCUCCAACACCUAUUCGGUCGCCCCCACCGCCACCUGUCCACUCUCCACCACCACCGCCAGUCUACUCACCUCCACGACCGGUCCUUUCCCCACCGCCACCAAGUCCAGUUCCCUCACCACCACCACCUGUCUUCUCUCCACCACCACCGGCACCGGUUUUAUCUCCCCCUCCUGUCCUUUCUCCCCCACCACAAACUUACGACAACGUGAUCCUCCCACCGACGUUGGGCUUCCAAUACUUAUCCCCGCCACCACCAAUGUUCCCAGGCUACUGA
Ilex paraguariensis (yerba mate) is the source of this 3039-nucleotide messenger RNA. Lineage: Eukaryota; Viridiplantae; Streptophyta; Magnoliopsida; Aquifoliales; Aquifoliaceae. The record is from the annotation of a GenBank genome assembly.